AAAGGUCCAACAAGUGAACGUUGGCUGUUUGCAGUGGCGGAUGAAGUUUAGGCGGUCACAUUAGGCCCGGGUCAGAUCAACAAGAACGCGGAUCCGUCUUGACGGUUGUGGUUAGUGGACCGGAGUAUGGAGAGAGAUUUGUUGAGAAUUCAAUUCAAAGCUUUUACCAUCUUCAACCGUUCCCUCUCUCAAUUUCUCAUUCCAAAAACCCUCAAAAAAGAAAAAAAGAUCCAAAAUUAUUAGCUUGUAAUUCAUUUCAUUUCCGAUUCCCAACGAGAUCGGUACCCGUUGGUCUUUGUUCCCUAAUGGCUACCAGAAAUCGGACCGUCCAGUACAAAAAAACCAGGGAUGCAGUGAAGAGCGUUCGAGCUCCUCUCUCUUCCUCAGCCUCCAGUUCCGGCGGUCCGGUUAUUGAAAUGGUUAAUGCUUCUUUCCUUCGCUCCAAUCGCUCUUCCUACGCUCCUCUCAGCACUGAAGAAGACCCUGGUCCUUCAAGUGGCGCGUUUACGAUAGGUUUACCGCCGUCGUGGGUCGACGAUUCGGAAGAAAUAGCGGCUAAUAUUCAACGAGCUAAGGCCAAGAUGGCGGAGUUAGCCAAAGCUCAUUCCAAGGCUUUAAUGCCUUCAUUUGGAGACGGCAAAGAAGAUCAACGCGCGAUUGAGGUUUUGACCAAAGAAAUUACAGAUCUAUUAAGGAAAUCUGAGAAGCGAUUGCGAAAUCUUUCGAACAACGGAUCUUCCGAGGAGUCCACUCUCCAAAAAAACGUACAGCGUUCGCUCGCAACAGACCUUCAGACCCUAUCUGUGGAGCUGCGGCGGAAACAAUCAACUUAUUUGAAACGGCUACAAAAGCAAAAAGAGGAUGGUGCUGACUUGGAGAUGAACUUGAAUGAUAACAGAUAUCGAUUGGACGACGAUGACUUCGGUGUCAUGGGUUUUAAUGAGCACCAAAUGAGCAAGCUGAAGCAGAGUGAGUUCUCAACUGUAGAAAGGGAGAGAGAGAUUACGCAGGUUGUCCAGUCUGUAAAUGAGCUUGCUCAAAUCAUGAAAGACAUCUCAGCCCUUGUGAUAGACCAGGGCACAAUUGUUGAUCGAAUAGACUACAAUAUCCAAAAUGUUGCUACAUCAGUCGAGGAGGGCUUCAAACAGCUCCAGAAGGCUGAACGAACACAGAAGAAGGGAGGGAUGGUGAUGUGUGCAACAGUGCUGGUUAUUUUAUGCUUCAUCAUGAUAGUCCUAUUGAUCCUAAAAGAGUUAUUGCUAUGAUCGUUUUAGGGUACAGAACUGACAGCGGCUUAACACCCUAGUUUCACAUGAUUCAUCAUGUAUAUAUGAUGUUCCCGAGUAAGAUGGACGCUGAUGAUAAUAAAUAUAAACUGCGUUGUAAAUAGUUUCGUAAUGGUAAUGCACUGUUUUUUCCGUAGAAAACUCAUUUUUAACGUUGUAAUGAGGCGAGUUUGUUUUAGUUGUAACGAUUCAUUCUUUGUGGGUAAUGCUCAAACUAAUGAAAAAGUGGAAUGCAUUACAGUGA
Gossypium arboreum is the source of this 1530-nucleotide messenger RNA. Its product is annotated as tlg2p-like protein a. NCBI's taxonomy places the organism in Eukaryota, Viridiplantae, Streptophyta, Magnoliopsida, Malvales, Malvaceae. The coding region runs from base 306 to 1265 and encodes 319 amino acids. The transcript has 8 exons. Gene Ontology annotation, cellular component: membrane; endomembrane system; SNARE complex. Gene Ontology annotation, molecular function: SNARE binding; SNAP receptor activity. Gene Ontology annotation, biological process: intracellular protein transport; vesicle-mediated transport; vesicle fusion. The record is from RefSeq and is a predicted model, not a curated record.